CCAACCAAUGUGAGAGAAGAUCCCAGCAUCCCCACCUAUGGGCUCAAAUAAUCCAUCUCAUUGAACACCAGGCUACAGGACUACUAUGUGGUCCUAUCAACAUCUGUGCAGUCAGAUGGGUGCAAAGCACCCAGCACCGUACCACCUUACCACUGGGAAGUGGUAAAGAGCUGGUUAAUUGCCAAUUCAUUCUCUCUAACCAAGGACAUGCUCAGAGUAAAAGAAAGUUCAAAGGAGAAAAAGUUAACAGUCAGCCAAGAUCUUAAGGGCAGAUAUGCCAAACAUGCAGCCACUACCCGAGUGUUGUCCAGGGACAGUGGGACGACAGCCUGGAAGGGCUGGACACUGCUUCCUGAAACCCAAGAGCAACAGCAGUUGGGUCAUGCCACUAUCCAUGGCAUCCUCACUGAGGGUUACCAGGCUCUGUACCACACUGUGGUAGAGUCCAUGCUGUGAGAUCCUUCUGGAAGCCCCAAGAGGCACAGAGCUCAAGAGCUAGGCGAGGCCAUUAAACAAAGGCCCUGGGAAGCCUUGCACAGUCAGCUGCCACCAGGAGUGCGUGGAGGGGCUUGA
Molecule: messenger RNA, 573 nt
Organism: Apodemus sylvaticus (European woodmouse)
Lineage: Eukaryota; Metazoa; Chordata; Mammalia; Rodentia; Muridae
Gene: C11H22orf31
Product: chromosome 11 C22orf31 homolog
Source: RefSeq, a predicted model, not a curated record